This is a messenger RNA of Lepus europaeus (European hare), 1926 nucleotides long. RefSeq names its product atos homolog protein A-like. Lineage: Eukaryota; Metazoa; Chordata; Mammalia; Lagomorpha; Leporidae. The record is from RefSeq and is a predicted model, not a curated record.
AUGGCGUAUCAGUGUCAAAACAAUCCUAGCGAAUUUAUCCAAAGUACAUAUGAAGAGACACAGAACAAAGAUGAUAGUUUAUUGACUUUCUCAAAUAUAUCUACUUGCAAAGAAAAUAACAUAGAUUUGAUAAGCGGAUUGGAAAACAAACUUUCUAAGUCUCAGUAUAAGGAACAAGAAAUUGGCGAUAGAAUUGGUAAACAGUAUUCAAAUUGCAACAGUAUUGACAAACAGAUCUGCACAAGUAAAUACAAGGAAAAACUAAUAAAAAGUGAGAAUUAUAAUCCAGAAGCUUUUGACAAUCUCCAACCUGAUAAUUCAAAAAAAACUGACUCAAAAGUUAAAGUUACUAUGUUGGAAACGUCAGAAUAUUUGAACAACUAUGAAAAUAAGUGCUCAAAUAAAGAUUCAAAAAGGCCUAAAACAUGUGAACAAAAUACUCAACUUAAUAGCAUCGAAAAUUAUCUCAACAAUGAUAAUGAAGGUUUUAAAUGUAAAAAACUAGAUCAACUGAAAGAUGAACAUGGUAAAAAAGAAGAUCCAACUGAUGAAAAAUCUCAGACCUCUUCUCAGAGAAAAAGUAUAAAGGACUCUGUCUCUACAUGUGAACAACUGAAAAAUACAGAGGUGUUGAGGACUACAGUGAAACAUUCAAGUGUCUGGCAAAAACACAAUUUUCAUUCAUUGGAUGGAACUUCAACCAGAGGCUUUCAUCCUCGAACUGGAUUGCCUCUCCUUUCAAGUCCUGUUCCUCAAAGGAAAACACAAUCAGGUUACUUUGAUCUGGAUUCUUCAUUACCACAUCUGAAAAGCUUAUCAUCUAGAAGUCCUCAACCAUGUUUAAACAUUGAAGAUGAUCCAGAUAUUCAUGAAAAGCCGUUUUUGAGUUCUAGUGCCCCACCUAUAACAAGUCUUAGUCUUCUUGGAAAUUUUGAGGAAUCUGUCUUGAACUAUCGUUUAGAUUCUCUCGGCAUUGUUGAUGGCUUUACUGCUGAGGUUGGGGCAAGUGGUGUUUUCUGCCCCACACAUUUGACUCUUCCAGUUGAAGUGUCAUUCUACAGUGUUUCGGAUGAUAAUGCUCCCUCUCCUUAUAUGAGUGUGAUUACUCUAGAGUCCCUUGGUAAAAGGGGUUAUCGAGUACCUCCUUCAGGAACAAUACAAGUGACCUUAUUUAAUCCUAAUAAGACUGUGGUGAAGAUGUUUGUUGUGAUAUAUGACUUGAGAGAUAUGCCAGCCAAUCAUCAGACAGUCCUAAGACAAAGAACUUUUUCUGUUCCUGUUAAACAAGAAAUGAAGAGAAAUAUUAAUAAAGAGAACAUCCGACAUACCGAAGAACGGUUAUUACGCUACCUCAUACAUCUGAGGUUCCAGAGUUCUAAAUCUGGAAAGAUCUACCUCCACAGAGAUGUACGGCUCCUGUUCUCUAGAAAGUCAAUGGAGGUUGAUAGCGGUGCUGCGUAUGAACUCAAAUCUUACACCGAAUCACCAACAAGCCCUCAGUUUUCACCAAGAUGUUGAUAAGGAGUGAUGGUUCAAAGUGUUGGCUCAGUACCUAAGUUUGAAAGUAAAAAUUAGCAUAGAAUGGAGUGUACCAAAUUAACAGUCAGGAGAGUGGAUCCUCUCCUGUUUUCCUGGACCAGUUUUUAGCAGAAGAUUCCUGAAAUGAGAUCUACAUAUUCCAAGUAGACUGGAAACACUCAUGUCCUAAUCCUUUUUGUACUGUUGAAACCACUUCAUUGGACAUGUUGCGAUAGCAAACCCCCCUGUUAGAUUAGUGUUUAGACAUUUUCUUUCUCAGUUAUUUAAUAUUUAAUGUUUUCCUUAAUACUCAAGUGAUGUUUGUCUCUAGUGUUCUAAUGUAGCACAAAUUCUAUGUAAAAUCAUACUAUGUAUUUUUGACAUUAAUGUUGAAAUAUGAAAUAUAUG